UUUAAAAACACUAUUGUUUUUGCUUAAUUUAUGAUUAAAAUGAUCUGUCACUAUAGCUUAACUAUUAUUUAUGAAAUUCUUCAUCGUAUGUGAUUACAAGCGGUCACGUAAGUGAAUAAUUAACGGAGCUAGAAUAGUCCAAUGUAAAAAAUAAAUAAAGUAUGCCGGUCUUGCCCACAGUCACCUUAUAUUCAAAAUAAGCACGUGACUUGUACUACUCACGAGUCGAUUUAAUUAAUAUUACUUUGUACCACACGUGGAAGUGUAAAAGGAUAUAAUAAAAUAAGAAAAAAAUAUAUAGCGUAAUUAAUAGAAACGGUAAGCAUUGUAACUUUGCCCAUCUUUAUCUUAAUACAGUAAGGCUAAGAUGGUCGGCUCUUUAUCAUUUGUCACCAUACCUGUCCCGUUCUAACAAGUACGUAAGUGCGAAAGUGACGGGCAUAGUGACAAGUGAUAAAAAUGGAACCAUGAUGCCGCCGCUGAUAAAAAGUAUCGUAUUUCUGUAUAAUUCAACUUUGGUGAAAAUUGAACUUUAAAGAAAAAGGUGCGUUGUUCAUGGAAUGGAAUGUAAGUAGUGUAAAUAUGUAUGUUCCAUCUCAAAACUAUUCCGCCAGAGGGCGCCACUUGGUAGUUCGGCAAAGAUCCGUUAGAUGGCGCCACUUGGUAGUUCGGCAAAGAUCCGUUAGAUGGCGCCACUUGGUAGUUCGGCAAAGAUCCGUUAGAUGGCGCCACUUGGUAGUUCGGCAAAGAUCCGCCAGAGGGCGCCACUUGGUAGUUCGGCAAAGAUCCGUUAGAUGGCGCCACUUGGUAGUUGUUCAUUGAUCCCCGUCAGAUGGCGUUACUUUGUACGUGUAAGUUAGUUAUCGAUGAAUUUAAAAAGUUCGGCAAAGAUCCGUUAGAGGGCGCCACUUGGUAGUUGUUCAUUGAUCCCCGUCAGAUGGCGUUACUUUGUACGUGUAAGUAAGUUAGUUAUCGAUGAAUUUAAAAAGUUCGGCAAAGAUCCGUUAGAUGGCGUCACUUGUUCCUUCCGCAAUGAUCCGUCUUUGUAAGUAAGUUAGCUAUGGAUCUGUUUAAAAAAUAUAUAGAGGGCGCCACUUGCCCCCUUCCCGCCGCCUCCCCGCCCUCCCCCGCCCCCUCCCCGCCGCUGCCCCUGGCCCUGCGCCCCUUGGUAGUUGUGCAUAUAUCCUCGCCAGUUGGCGCUACUUUCUAUGUUUAAGGUAUUUAUCUCCCGAGGGAAAACUUCGCUAAAAUAGAUGGCACCACUUUGUACGUGUACGACAAACAAAAAGUGACGAGGUGGCCUCCAGUGGCGAAGGUCGGAUUCGAACCAGCGUCUUUAGCUAACCGGGGCGUCUUUAGCCAGUUAACGUCAUGAACCCCUAGGCCACCCCGUCACGGUGAAACUGGUCCUAAUUUCUCGACUAUAUAUGCAAUCGUAAUGAGACUAGGCGUUAUGUGAAAUUCGCAUGUAUCGAUGCCAAUUUCCUAUAGCUCGUUGAGCAAUAAUGUAAAUGACUACAUUUGACCUCGCUCGACAAAGAUGGUUCAGUUUGCACCGAAAGUUGAGGUAAGUACAUAUAUUUAUAUUUUAAUUAUUACAAAAUAAUGUAGUUUCGUUUCCUGUACGAUAACUUAACAAACAAAUCUUUUCCUCUUUUCAUAUAGUUCAUGAGAACCGUUUCACACGUUUCUUUACCACAUGCGCCCCGCCCGCCCGUCUACACCCCACCCCUCAACUGAAUUUUUCUGCUAUAAAAGAGCAUGUUGAACCAUAUUCCCACUACAGUGUCACAACGAAUAUUGCGUUGAAAUCAUGGAUCCGCAAGCUUCAUCACAUACCAAAUCCGACAACAAUACCAUCACCACUUGGUGCUGCCAGUGCUGGUUGUCCACCACCACAAGCGGCGGCGGCGGCUGUGACGGUGGCUGUAGCAGCUCCACUUCGCCAUCGUCACCCGGACCACAACCGAUGGCAACAGCAAAGGCACUGUUAAAACAAGACGAUGGGGACAAGGGAAAAACAAACUGCCUAGAGAGCGCUUCUGAGAGCGAUACGAGCGAUGAAAUGAAAUCUUUUUAUCAAGGAUGUAAAAGCAAGUGGAUAAAAGCGUUCCAAAACAAUACUCUGAUUAAUAGAUGGCGCCUCCCCAUGCCAUUUCACACAUUUAGAGCGGAAGUAGCGAGAUUGUUAAAACGAUUGUAUAUCGAAGGUCACCAUGACGAUUGUCAUAUUUACCUGUUAAUUGUAAUGUGGGACGAUUUAAACGAUGACGUAGAAGAGAUAGUGGGAGAUGCUCAAAUCAACUAUCAAGACUGGAUUGCGUUAUUAGGUGGCGUUACAGCGGAACUAUUUUCACGCGUGGUGUUCAAUACUAAAUCUUUUAAUUAUUUAAUCAAUGUAAUAUUUUGUGUGCUAGGUCCAAACAUAAUAGCUUCCGGUGAUUAUGAAUGUGAACCUAAAUGUAAGAAUGCUCGUACAUAUUAAGGUGAUGAUGCAUUUAUUCCUUGUCAUUGUUUAAUUUUAAAUUGUUAGCUCGCUGCGAAUGUAAAUGUUUUAAUGUACACGUAUUAAUAAUAAAUUCAUAUUACUGAAUA
Messenger RNA from Cydia pomonella (codling moth), 2595 nucleotides. RefSeq lists its product as uncharacterized. The transcript is spliced from 2 exons. The coding region runs from base 1814 to 2485 and encodes 223 amino acids. Lineage: Eukaryota; Metazoa; Arthropoda; Insecta; Lepidoptera; Tortricidae. The record is from RefSeq and is a predicted model, not a curated record.